UCGAAAUUAGAAAGUGGCGGAAAGCUCGUGGUUAAGACAGUUACGAUAAAACUCACCGUUUACUCAUUACUUCAUUUGCAUCGCAAUGAGUCGCUUUGGUGCACUUGCCGAUGGUUCUCUGUCCAUCAUGGGCAGGAGCUCCAGCUGCCUGGAAGCAUCGGUACAAUCCUUUGGAGGCAGGAACAGAGAGCGAAAGCGAGUUGCAUUCAGUGGGAAUGGAAAUGGACGGGGGGCACCUGAAGAUUUUUUGCGAUUGGGGGUGCAGCCUAAUCCCAGUGCUAGUCAUGAUGAUGGCAGAGAUAAAUAUGAAAUUGGUGCUUAUGGUUACGGCAAGAAUAACGUAAAACUCCUGUACGUGAAGCGCGAAGACAAAUAUCACCACGAAAUUCGGGAGUACGAAGUGGACAUUCACCUCCGUCUAGGUUCCCAGAAGGACUACCUAGAGGGUGACAAUCGUGACAUAAUUGCCACUGACAGCCAGAAGAACACAGUCUACCUUCUCGCUAAGAAAUACGGCGUCAAAUCACCGGAAGAAUUCGGUAUUCUUCUCUGCGCACACUUUCUCUACACCUACAAACACGUAGAGGAAGUCCACGUCAACGUCGAGGAGUAUCCGUGGAUGCGUCACCAGGUAGACGGUCUGCCGCACAAUCAUGCUUUCAUCUUCAAUCCAACAACGAGGAGAUACUGUCAAGUGACGCAACUCAGAAACGACUCACCAAGAAUUCGAGGUGGUUUGAAAGACCUGCGCGUGCUGAAGACAACACAGAGCUCAUUCACGGAUUUCAUUCAGGAUGAAUACCGAACAUUACCCGAUGCAAAUGACCGUAUUUUCAGUACCGUCGUAACCGCCUCCUGGGACUUCUCCACAGCGACAGGUGUGAAUUUCGACAAGGUCUGGGAAACAGUUCGCGCCUGCAUCCUCCAGAAUUUCGCGGGUCCCGCGAGCACUGGUAUUUACUCCCCAAGCGUUCAAAACACCCUCUACCUCGCUGAGAAGUGUGUCUUGGACAAGGUUAAUCAGAUCUACAGUAUCGAGAUGCGAAUGCCUAAUAAACACUAUUUCGACCUCGACUUGAGUAAAUUCCCGAAAUUGGUGGAAGGAGAAAAUAAAGAAGUUUAUUUGCCAGUUGACAAACCGUCGGGGAUUAUCUAUGCGCAAUUGAAUAGGAAGGACAUCUCUUCUAAACUCUAACACAAACUCAAUUUUUUUAAAUACUAGAAUAUUUAUUAAACAGGAAUGCCAAAAGGAAAAUGUUAAUGAUUAAGAUAAUGAGUAAUGAUCAUUCUUUAUACAGUAUUUUUAUGUGCUCGA
This is a messenger RNA of Diachasma alloeum, 1315 nucleotides long. Its product is annotated as uricase. Gene Ontology annotation, molecular function: urate oxidase activity. The transcript is spliced from 4 exons. Gene Ontology annotation, biological process: urate catabolic process; purine nucleobase catabolic process. The record is from RefSeq and is a predicted model, not a curated record. NCBI's taxonomy places the organism in Eukaryota, Metazoa, Arthropoda, Insecta, Hymenoptera, Braconidae. The coding region runs from base 86 to 1195 and encodes 369 amino acids. Gene Ontology annotation, cellular component: peroxisome.